AUGGGUUACGAUUGUCGAAAUGCCCUUUACUGGGCUACUGCGGAGAGCUUUGGCUCAAGUGCUAUAGUUCGACUGCUUUUGCAGAAAGGCGCACGGCCCGAUGGCCAUGUGGAUGAUAAUCAGCGAGCGAUGGAUAUCUAUCUCCCUUUAUUAUUUGCGGCCUGGGCGGGGUACGAUGAGGUGGUUCGGGCCCUGCUGGAAUUCAAUACGAAUAUUGAUUGUACGAUUAUCUCUGGUCUGAUUAUGAAUCGUUAUACCCCAACCUGUGCUACAGGAAAAGGUCAUUUAUCCACUGUCCGCCUUCUUCUAGAGCAAGGGGCGUGUUACCAGUCCCCAGGAUGUCCUCUCCUCUGCGCAACAAGGAACGGUCAUGCUCAAAUGGUCCAGCUCUUAUUAGAUGAGAUGAUGCACCAUAACUCCCGAAUUAUAGGCGGGGGACAAAAAUGCGAAGAGAAGGUAGCGAUAAGGUUAUACACUCGGAAGGGACGUAAGCACAGCCCGGGUAACCAGGCUAUAUUGACCUUACCAGAGGCUGUGAAAUUGGGGAAUGUAGAAGUUGUCAAGUUACUUCUUGCUGUCCCGGGGGUCGAUAUCAACCAUGAAAUUCUACAGGGAUCAGAUACACCCUUGAUGAUUGCAGUACGAUCUAAACCACCAGUCAUUGAGAUGAUCAAGGUUCUUCUGGCUGUCGAAGGGGUUAAAAUCUGGAUUAAUGAGCCCCAAGACCGGUAG
Molecule: messenger RNA, 732 nt
Organism: Penicillium odoratum
Lineage: Eukaryota; Fungi; Ascomycota; Eurotiomycetes; Eurotiales; Aspergillaceae
Product: ankyrin repeat domain-containing protein
Exons: 2
Coding region: 1-732 (243 amino acids)
Molecular function (GO): protein binding
Source: RefSeq, a predicted model, not a curated record